Vanessa atalanta (red admiral) is the source of this 1644-nucleotide messenger RNA. RefSeq lists its product as uncharacterized. NCBI's taxonomy places the organism in Eukaryota, Metazoa, Arthropoda, Insecta, Lepidoptera, Nymphalidae. The transcript is spliced from 4 exons. The coding region runs from base 246 to 800 and encodes 184 amino acids. The record is from RefSeq and is a predicted model, not a curated record.
UUCUCGACGCAUCGCGACCAUUUCGAUGGCUAGCUUCCAUCUCUUUGUUUUAUAGCGAAUUUAACACACAUAUUUUCAUUAAAAUUACCACAUAUUUGUGGACAAUAAUCAAGGUGCACUUGUCAUAUAUGUAAUACGUAUAUUCUUAUACGAUAUUUACUAUAAGUGAUUCAUUCUAAGUGAAGUGCGUACGCAUAUAAGUGGUGAAACAGUUUUGUGCGUUAUUUUUAGUUAAAAUAAUCACAAUGCCUGCUAGUGCGGUUUAUCAGCCAACAACGGUGACUUAUGAACAGCAACCUAAUGAUCAACGCUGGAAUUGCCCAAUCAGCUACUUCUCACGAAGGGUGACAAGUAGCUUGAACCGGGUUGUGUGCAUACGUCUGGCAUUGUGCCUCUUUGGAAGCACUUUGUUUAUUAUAGGUCUUGCACUUCUAAUAGCCGGUGGUGUACAGUAUUCCAACUCGCCUGCGACGCCCACGCCACAAGACUCCGAUAACGGGUUCGGGGCCCUCAUCGCUGGCGGUGUUAUAUUAUGCCUUGGACUGCUAUUUGCAGGAGUAGGCGGAUGGGCUUGGUCGGCUCGCUGGGGAGGAGGCAAGGAGGCACCAGCUAGCGGUGCUGCUGCACUAACUGCGCUUAACCCAUCAACGGACCCAUUGGUUGCUGCGCAGUACGCGCCUGUACGAGAUGCGCCGCCUGCGCCCGAUGACGAAAUGCGAAACCUUAUGGACAACAAGGAAUGUUUGAGCAGUGCAGAAGAAAGUGACAAAAUGCUUGAUGGUCGACCGUCUGUGGCGUAAAUAAAGAUAAAAAAUAAAAGGUAUUCUUGUAAACGAGUUCUGAAACAUAAAUGUCCACCUAUAAAAAUAUUUUCAAUCUUUCAAACGGACGAUUGUACUUAAAUUAUAUAAGAAAGAAUUUAUUUUAUUACAAUCGCCUUUUAAAAAUUGGAUAGGGAUUUAACCAGUUUUGUUUCCGUAACAGAAACGAUACCUUUCAUACAGAAAAGGACAAAAAUUUGAGGUGUAUUAUUUAAUAUAUCAAUACUUAGUUGAAUUGCAUUUUACGGUACAAAUUAUAUGCGGCAGUUUUAUAUGUGUGAUAUUUUAUUUACAUUUUAUUUUAUUUUUGACUUAAUAUAUCUUAGUGGCACGUGUAGAACCCGACUUAUGUUUGAUUAAACAACAACACAUUGUUUAAAUAUUCUGCCUUUGUCAUAAGUAUUUUUUGUAAAGUGUUCAAUUUAGAACUAUAAUGUAAUUCUAUUUAAUGGUAGAAUUAUAAAUUACAGAUAUAUUUUCUUGAUGUUAUACACACGAUCAAUAUUCAUAAAAUAUAGUUUUCGUAGAUGAUAAUGGUAAUUUAGAAGACAUGUGGCCAAAUUAUCGUCCAGUUUUAAAAAUUAGAUAUAAUGUCCAUAUAUAAACGUUUUUCAGUAAUAAAGUUGUGUAAUGACAUUGUAUUGUAGCAUACAUAUUUUUGAUGUUUCAAAUCUAAAAUGUAGGCGUAUUUUUGGUUAUAUAUAAAAUGUGCAUUUCAAUAGAUAGUACAUAUAAGAAUAGUGGAUGUAUUCGAAAAAUAUUUUCAUAGCUACGAACCGGUUUUUAUUUGUCAUUGAUGUUUGACAUUUAUUGAAUAUCAAAA